This is a messenger RNA of Magallana angulata, 648 nucleotides long. RefSeq names its product multiple epidermal growth factor-like domains protein 10. NCBI's taxonomy places the organism in Eukaryota, Metazoa, Mollusca, Bivalvia, Ostreida, Ostreidae. The coding region runs from base 41 to 625 and encodes 194 amino acids. Gene Ontology annotation, molecular function: scavenger receptor activity. The transcript is spliced from 4 exons. The record is from RefSeq and is a predicted model, not a curated record.
AUAGUAUCCGAAAGUGUUAUACUAUUUUCUUUGUUUUGAAAUGGUUAGGUUGAUUUUAGUAUUUGUCCUUGCUGAAACCGGCGCCACUCAGUGUGAAGGAGAUGGAAUAAAAUGUUGCUCAGACGGAAAGUGGGACGAAUUCCUAGGAAAAUGCAAGAGUUGUAAGCCGGGUUAUUUUGGUUUAAAUUGCAACCAAACUUGUCCAUUGCCUUUUUAUGGAAUUGGUUGCCAACAUAAAUGCGACUGUCCUGAUGACAAAUGUGAUUUUGUAAAAGGUUGUCCAGAAAAAGAAACAAGCGAGGAUAUCUAUAUACAAGAUGAUGUGAAAGACUCCAGUGCUACGUCAUUUACCUUGGAAAUUACGGGUAAUGUGACAAUUGAUGUAACAGGAGCUAACGAGUCUAUUUUGCUGGACCAUUUUAGAACCUGGUUUUCAACAAAGAACAUCUCUAUAUUGAUUGUUUCCGUAGUUGGUUUAAUUUUGAUAACGAUUGCUAUUCUGUUUACUCGAAAAGUGAUACUCAAAAUAUAUUCUAAACGGCAAAGAAAACAAUGUUAUGAAUGCCCAAGCGACAGACUAUCAGAACCAGUUCAUUAUGAAGUGAUCUCAAAUAUAGUAGUUUAAUACACUGGCGAGAGUUUCUUCAU